This is a messenger RNA of Arabis nemorensis, 480 nucleotides long. The record is from the annotation of a GenBank genome assembly. NCBI's taxonomy places the organism in Eukaryota, Viridiplantae, Streptophyta, Magnoliopsida, Brassicales, Brassicaceae.
AUGUCGGAACUGGAAGCAAAGAAGGAGAAGUUGGAAGAGCUUGCGAGGCUGAUCGAGCAACAAGCAAACAUAAACGAAGCUGAGAUGGAAAAAUCCAGACUCGAAAGAGAAAUGAGAGUGGUUGAUAAAAACGACAAGAAGCUGCUUAAGCUGAAGAACGAAUUCGGUGAAGAAGUUUAUAAUGAAGUGGUAAGAGCAAAGCUAGAGAUAGAGGGUUACAAUGCAAGUGGUAGCUAUGUGACUUUAGAGCUCUCGAACUACGAGGAAAACCGAAAGGCGACAAUGGAGGAAGCAACAGAUGUGAUGUUGAAGAUAAGGAAGGAUCUUGCUGGUACCAAGAACAAACGUAAGAGGCCAUUGAGACAUUGGGUGGUUUUAACAAGUGUUGUCGGAGCGGAGCGCUUCUUCUUGUUGGGGCUAUUAUCGAAAUGGGAAUUGCUGUCGGCUUCCUACCAAGUAAACUGUCGUUCUGAAGACUGA